AUGGCUGCGGCAGUGGCAAACGGCGAUGCCGCCGUUGUCCUCGACGAGUUUAAGCCACCCGCCGGCAUCGUUCUCCCUCCCCGCGAAAUCCGUAAUGUGCUCGAGAAGACGGCCGGCUACGUGGCGCGAAACGGUCCUGUAUUCGAAGAUAGGAUACGAGAAAAGAAGAGCAGAACCCCAAGACGCGCAAACGAAGCAGCGACGGCGGAGCAGAAGCCUAAGGGUCCCCCGAAACCACCGGAUUUUGAGUUCUCGGCCCGCAUGCCACGCCUGAACCAAAAGGAUCUAGAGGUGAUUCGGGUGACGGCCAUGUUCGUGGCGCGCAACGGACGACAGUGGAUGACGACGCUGGCGCAACGGGAGGCAGGCAAUGCGCAGUUCCAGUUCCUGAUCCCGAGCCACACCUUCCACAGUUUCUUCCAGCACCUGGUGGACCAGUACGCAACACUAAUCCGAGGGCACGGGCUUACGGGCGAAGGGGGCAAGCUUAAGGAGGAGCGCGUGGCGGAACUCAAGCGCAACGUCGACGAAAAGUACCAUGUUCUUGCGCGGGCGAGGCAGCGGGCCGAGUAUGCCAAGUAUGAGCAAAUGGAGAAGGCUAAGAAGGAGGAGGAGGAGGAGGAGAAGCAGCGCGAAUUUGAGCGGAUCGAUUGGAACGAUUUUGUCGUCGUCGAGACCAUCACCUUCACGCAAUCUGACGCCACGGCGAACCUGCCGCCCCCGACCACGCUAUCCGACCUACAGUACGCCUCGCUCGAGGAGAAGAAUAAGCUCUCCAUCAACCCGAGCAUGCGCAUCGAGGAGGCCAUGCCCACCGACGAAGAUACUCCUAUCCACGCUCCCGCCGCCCACCAACCCUUCCCUCCCCCAGCCGAGGAGGAAGAGGAGGAGAAGAGAAUACGCGAAAGAGCUGAGGCCCGUGAUCGAGCACACCAGGCUCAGGCCAGUGCGGCGGGUGGGGCGCCAAUGAGGAUCAGGGAGAACUACGUGCCAAAGGCGGCACAGCGGCCGGCCAAGCCUGGCGGAUCGCUAACCCUGUGCGCGUACUGCAAGCAGAUGAUCCCCGUUGACGAGUUAGAGGAGCAUAUCAGAAUCGAACUCCUUGAUCCCCGAUGGAAAGAACAAAAAGCCAAAGCAGACGCACGCCACCUGAUAACGGACCUUUCACAAGUAGACGUGGCGCACAACCUCAAGCGGCUGGCUAGCCAACGGACGGACGUGUUCGACGGGGUGACAGGCGAACCGGUGUCGGAGGAGGAGCAGGCGCGGCGCAAGAAGGCGGCGACGACGCAUAGUUUUGAUGGGAAUCCGGACGGCAAGAGCCAGGCGCACAUCAACCAUUUGCAGCGGAUGACGAUGGAAGAGCAGAUCAAAGCGAUUCAUGAUAGGUUUGGCGGCACGGCGGGGCAGCAGUGA
Messenger RNA from Parascedosporium putredinis, 1416 nucleotides. The record is from the annotation of a GenBank genome assembly. Lineage: Eukaryota; Fungi; Ascomycota; Sordariomycetes; Microascales; Microascaceae.